Messenger RNA from Zonotrichia albicollis (white-throated sparrow), 8924 nucleotides. The record is from RefSeq and is a predicted model, not a curated record. NCBI's taxonomy places the organism in Eukaryota, Metazoa, Chordata, Aves, Passeriformes, Passerellidae.
UUAUUCUUAAUUAGUUAAUAGGCUAUGGAAAAAAAGAAAUCAUAGCUCUGUAGUAGGGACAGGAAUUUUAUAGCAGAAGAGGAUAUGGAGAAGAAAACUCUGAUUUGUUGCUAAAUGUACUUAGAGUUGAGAUGCUUUAGGGGGUUUUGGAUGCAUGUUAAGUGUUGAAAAUGUGUGUGAUGCCUCAGUCCCCCUGUGACACACUGCCAUCAGUCUGUCCCGUUGUCUCGUGUGGCACGUGUGCUGCUGCUCUGUGUGCUGCACAGACCCCCUGUGCUGAGCCAGGGGCUCACAGCCCUGCAGCUCUGCUGAAGCUUCUGCAGGAACAGCUGGGUUGGAAACAGGUAUCUCUUGGUGGGAGAGUUUUUUGUGAGCAACACAUGAAUUUUAGUCAGUUGCAUUCCAAGUGGGCCCCUGUGGAGUUCAUCAGAAGUGAGGAAGCUUAGCCAGAGAGGCCCAGGUGAGGCUGUGCUGGGUGUGGGUGGAUAUUACUGUUGCUUUAGCAGGAAAUGUGAGCCCUACAAAAGCAAAGGGCUUUAAAAAUGGUUACCUUUAAGUGUUUUGAGCUGCAAUUAAAUGAGAGGGAAAGCCCAAGGAGCAUGUUACAGUAGAAGUUUGUAGUUUUAUUGUAACUGCCUAUCUUUGAAAAAAAUGGGAGGAAUGUUGAUGGUUGCUCUUGCUGCUCCCCUGCUGCUGUCUCACCCUCUUGUGUUACUGGGGUAUGAGAACAUGAGGCAUUUGGAAUGCAGACCAGGCAGCAAAAUAUAGGGGCUGAUUUCAGCCUUUGUAUGGUAAUAGCUGUCUUGGGAGAGAAUUCAUCUCCAUUUUGCAAUGUCUUUGUUUACUGGGAUGGAGAAAUUUCUGACUGACAUUGAUGACAAUUUUCCUCAUUACUUUUUUCACCAGAAAUGUUGUAGCAUAAGUUUUGUCCACCUUUUGGACAGGAAGCAAAGGGCUUGCCAGUCACCCCAGUCCCUGUCUCUCAGCAUUAGCAAACCAGCUGCUGGGCUCUCAGAGGAUAGAGCUAGGGAUUGUGUACAGCAUGGAGUGCUCCUCUAGCAUGGCCAGGACUGUCCCAACUGAAGGCUGAGGGAGACCUGGACAACACCCUGCAGGUAAAGGGGAGUUGGUGAGUUACCAAGGAGUUAUUUGGGAGUGGGCUGGAAUUGCCAAACAAACAUGUCAGCAGGUGAGUGGAAAGCUGUAUUGCCUGUUAACAUUUCUGGUAUAUUUGUGUGGAAAUGCUUCUUGGCAUAUCUCAGGUAAGAACUGAUCCCAUUCCCUGGAGAGCAGGCACCUUCCCUGCUGUUUGUGGGCAGUGGUGGUGGGGCCAGGGCUGCCCCAGGUGCAGUCCUGAAGGAUGUCCCUGCUCCUGUGUUUUCCUUGCUGGUGCUCAGCCCCUGUCCCUGAGUUACUCCCAGCGUGAAAUCACCUCCCAUACAGAGUCUGGCAGGUCUGCACCUGUCCUCAGGCAACCACUGACCUGAGCAAGAGAGGGACAAUGUUUGCUGGAGUCUGGGAAGGGAAAGGGCCACGUUCCCCACUGUAAUUCCCUCUCCCUGAUCUGCCAUUCAUGCAGGAACAGAAGUCCUUUGGGGCUCAGCUCUUAGUGCUGCCAUUUCAGGACCUUGUUCUGAUGUCCAGUGUGGAACCUGGGGACUUUCUGUAAGCAGUACAGUACACUUUCUCCAUCUGCCCUUCAAGGAGGCUAUAGCAGGUGCUUUCUGGUGCUUCUCAGCCUUCUUGGGUGUUGGGAAAGUUGAUGUCUGUACAAAGUUUCCUCUCUUUGUGCCCAGAGGUUGUGAUUCCAGCCUUUGGCCGCUUUUUAAGCUCAUCAGAAACUGAAUUAUUUCAUGCUUUCAAAAUCCAAGAUGAUACUUCUGUGAUGGACAGAUGGGAAAUAAACCCCAGGGAGUCCAAGUCCCAAGAUUAACCCUGAAAAGGUAAGACCAGCCCUAUUUCCAUCAAGGUAAGAGAUUGUGGGUAUAACAGAAAGAGCCACAGAUAUUUGGAGUUAAUUUAUUACUUGUUGAUUGCCCUGUGAUUUCUCCUUAGGUGAUGAAUGUUACAUCCCAUCCAUCUUCCCACAUUCCCCAGAGUGGCAGGUUCCAGCUCAGUGCCUGAGCCUGGCUCUGGCAGACCUGCAUGACUCCAAGGGCUUUGAGGUAGAUGCUGAUGCACAUUGUGUGCUUUGCUGAAUAAGGCACCCCCAUGGUUUUCCAGAUGUCCCUCUUUUCCCUCCACAUCAUGCUUAUUCUGCUGGAGAGAACAAUCAGCUUCUGCUCCUUCAGGUUUUGCACCAUCACUCUGACUUUGCUAAUUUACAAGUUUAGCCUUUUCCGAAUAGCUUAUGUGCUGGAAGGGUUUUUUGGGGUGUCACUAAACUCAUGCCUUUUGUUUGGUAUAGUCUGUGGUGUCACCAUGCACUCCCUUUACAACAGGGAGUAGUGCACAAGGUGCAGCAGAGCCAGGGAUGUUCAUCUGAGCUGAAUCCAUUCUGAGUAAAAACUGACAAAUCUUCUCUAUGUCAGUGGAGCUCUGCUCUUUAUACACAAAGCAAGCACAAAUUAAGUUUAGGAUAAUUCCAUCUGCUUUUUCCUACUUUGGGACUAAUCCCUGGCACUAAAGAUCCUCCAGGUAGAUGAGAUGCAUCCCAAGGGUGACUCAUUGGUUUGAGUCAAAUACAGUUGAAGCUUGUGUUGCUGGAGGAGAUUAGAGGGAAAAGUGAAAAGGUGUUUGCUGUGAGAGCAUGCAACAAUCUUGUUCUGGUGUGGGUGCAGCAGAGGCGGGCAGUCUCCAGGUCUGUGUUCUACAGUGUGUGUGGCUCUGAAACAUCCACACAUGCUGCAAUUCCAGCACAGCAGCUCCUAAAGCUGCACCUCCUCCAAGGUCCCAGGGCUGAGUGAGAUGGUCUGGUUUUACAGGGGAGUUGCAGGGAAAUCCAGAAAUACUUACUGUAAAGUUCUGCUCUAUGUUACCUGCCCAGUAGGGAAAAAAUUAGUUAGAAGUUCUGCCCAGGGUUAACCUGGUAAGAACUACACUGAGCUAAGGGAAGACAGUCAGCUCCUGUGGGAAUUGGCACUGCUGAAAUGUGCCUCGAUGGCCUCUUAAACACUAAGAAAGCUGGUGCCAGUGGGUCCUGUCUUCUCAGCUGGCCCUGCAAGGUUUUUCUAGUCCAGACAACAAAAUGAAUCCUUUUAAAUAUUUUCACCAUUACCCCAGAAUAUGCUGGCCAUAGUCAGGGUACUUGCCUAUGGGUUACAUUCCUACUCCUCUGCCUUUUCUUGGAUUUCCCUGCUGAAUGCAGAUUUUGCAUGUCAAUCUGAUUUUUCAUUAUGUUUUCCAGACCCCCUGGCUGGAGUAGACCUGCUAAAUGAGGUGACUUCUCUGUUCACCACCAUUUCCUACUACUACUGCAUUUGUCUAAGACAUUGCUUGGACCUUGUUCCUUGCAGGAGCUGAAGGAAUUGUGUUCAGAAAAAGUUAAUUCAAUGCACUUCUUUUGGUUUUGUUACUCUCCUAACCCUUGUCACCCCAGCCUAUCAAAGAAGCAAAAUGUUUUCCUUCCAGCCUGGAAGAAGUGAGAGGGUAUUGUUAAUUCCAGUUCUGUGUCCCUGGCGUGGGACAGCACUCAAAUACUGCCUCUGUUCAUGUCCCUGUGCCAGCAUUUUUGUCCUCUUUCUCUCUGGGUUUGAAGUUGGAAAGAUAGAAAUGGUGUCUGGAAGAGAUGGGAGAUGACCUGUGUGUUCCCACUGGGAAAGGUUACUGGCAGCUGGCUGAAUCACCAUAUCUCUUCUUUUCACAGGCUUCCUUUGCUGUGGUGCUGAGAAGUUGAGUCUGCUCUGCACGGUGGGUUUGCAGUGCUGAGCCCCUGCAUCAUUUGUGUGUCCUGUGUCACUCAGGGUGGGUUCUCUCUUCCACAGGGAUGGAAACAGGUCAAUUAAAACUUCAUUGAAGCCUUUUGGAAUGUAACACUUAGGCAGUCUUUAAAAGAAGCUGUGUAAUGCACUGCACCAUGCUCUGCUUUACUCGAUUUUGGGUUCAUUUGAUGCAUUUAAUACCCAGAACAAACUGGGGGAUCGGCUGGAAGUGAGGGGAAGCCGUGCAGAAACAACUUGGCAGCUGUUCCGUGUGAGUGGAGGGGCUGGGGGGAGGCUCGGAGCGCCCUCCCUGCCGCAGCUCCCAGCGCCGCCGCUGCCCCGGUAUUGUUGCUGCAGCUGGUGUUGUGAAUCAGGCCGACGGCAAGCGCUUCCUACAAUCCGGCUAUUUCACCACACCAGGGUUGCAUCAUACCACUCGCUUCGCUCCUCGCCCGCCUCCGGAGCCCUCCUGUGCCUUCCGGAGCAUCUCUGGCUGUGCUGUGUUUAACAGACUCCUCACUAAUAGACUGAUUUCUGCUGCUUUUGGCAAAUCAGUGGUUUUGAUGAAACGGUGAGGUUCUAAAAUAAAGCCGCUUCUGCUGGGUGUGAGUCUGCUGGUGCAUCUGUUGUGAGAGGAGGCUGGUGUCCACUUUGUGGAGGUUUUUGUGUGAGGUGCUCUGGGGUGAGACUCUCCCCUCAUCCCCACCUGGCCCUUGUCCCUGCUCUCCGGGCUCUGAGGUGCCCUGCAGUGCUGCGAGGGCUGAGCAGGGAUGCACACCGGGCUGCUGCCCUCAGCUUCCCCCGGCUGCGCGGGGCUUGGCUGAUCACAGCCGUCUGCCCUCACACAAACAAGGGGGCUGGAGCAAGUCCUCAAAAAUCAGGUCAAAAUUUGUGUGUGAAUGCAAAGACAGCCAGAGGCAGCACGGCAGGCAGGCCCAAUUUUCCAUUAACUUGCAAAGCCACACGGAGCUGAAAUUCCAAUGGGCUGCCCUCGAACUUUAUUGCUGGCCUUGUUUGCUGUCUUUGCUGAUCUUAUCUGUAACUGCUUUGGUGGCACAUGUGACAGGGGCUGGGGAGUGAAACAAGCACCCAUCCGUCCCCCUGUCCUCAGCUCCUGUCGCUGUGGGGUUAUGGCCACACAGCUUCAUCUCGUGUUUUGUGUGAUGGGAGCAAGGGUUUAAGUGGCUUGUUGACUCAGGGAUGGAACUGGGGGCAGUUCUGAGCCCUGGGGGCUCAGUGAUACCCUAUCCCAGGAUCUGGAGGGGAAAGGGGCUGUGGGACCAUGGGGAUCUCUGCUGCCUGGUACUGAGAGCUGCCAGCUCCCAGCCCUGGACAAGCACAGACGCUGUCUUCUCCAGCAGCCUGGAAUCUGAGUUCCAGCGGGAGCAUCCCUCAGAUCCCUUGAUGUCACACUCCCCCCUUCCCCCUGGUUUCACUGUGAGAUAAAGGCUGUUCCCCUGCCCACAUCCGGCCCAGCUCAGUGCCACAGGCAGCACCUUGGAGACCAGUCAGGAUGAUUUACGAGAUCUGACGGGUCUGGGGCAGUAUCCCAGGGAAGGGCGAGGGUGCGUGGGAGUCUUGCUCCCUUUUUCCAUAAUAAAUCCCUGUGAACUGAAUGUUCCUGGGUUGGGGCCGGAGGCAAACUCAGCGCUGCAUUUCUCUGCUGAUCUGUCCUUGGGACUUAAUCUCAAAUCCGUUAUCGCUGCCCCCAUCGAGUGCUGGGAGGCAGUGAUGCCCAUUAUGGUGGUUUUGGUAUCCCUUCCAGCUAUUUUUUUCCCCCUGACCAGCUUGAGGUGGUUCAGGCUGAUUCCUUUCCUCUAUUAGCAUCAGUGGUGGGUGUGUGCCGGUCACCUCGCUCCGGUUUUGCGGGGUAUAAAGCCGGCAAGCCCCUCUCCACCCUGUCCCCACCUGGCAGGCUGCUGGGCAGGGGCAAUGGCCGAGCUGCCCAUCCCAGAUGUGCCCCCAGCCCGCUGCAGCGGCCGCUUCACCAUCAGCACCCUCCUGGGCAUGGAGGAGGGGGGCCGGGGUCCCUACACACCCACUGAGGGCUCCAGCUGCGACAGCGCCCAGCCCACCCAGCUGUCCAGCAGCACCCUCUGCACCAGGACCUUCGGCUACAACACGGUGGAUGUGGUGCCAGCCUACGAGCACUACGCCAACAGCAAGGGGGUGGGCGACCCCAGGAAGGGCAGGCCCUCACUGGCUGACCUGCACUCCAUCCUCAAGCCUGACCCGAGCCACCUUCGCACGCCGGUGUCGGACCUGCAGCACAGCAAUGGGCUGCCAGAGGCCGGGCUGGAGGCUGGCCUGGAGGAGGCGGAAGGGGAGCCAGGUAGAGACUCCGAGCCAGAACCUGUCCGCUUUGGCUGGGUGAAGGGCGUCAUGAUCCGCUGCAUGCUGAACAUUUGGGGAGUUAUCCUCUACUUGCGCUUGCCCUGGAUCACCGCCCAGGCAGGAAUCGCCCUGACGUGGCUCAUCAUCCUCAUGUCUGUGACAGUGACCACCAUAACCGGCUUGUCCAUCUCUGCCAUAUCCACCAAUGGCAAAGUGAAGUCAGGAGGCACCUACUUCCUCAUCUCACGGAGCCUGGGGCCGGAGCUGGGCGGCUCCAUCGGGCUGAUCUUUGCCUUUGCAAACGCCGUGGCCGUGGCCAUGCACACAGUGGGCUUUGCUGAAACUGUCCGGGACCUGCUGCAGGAGCACAAUUCCCUCAUCGUGGACCCCACCAAUGACAUCCGAAUCAUUGGGGUCAUCACUGUGACGGUGCUGCUGGGCAUUUCCCUGGCUGGCAUGGAAUGGGAAGCCAAGGCACAGAUACUGUUCUUCCUGGUCAUCCUGGUUUCCUUCAUUAACUACCUGGUGGGGACAGUGAUCCCAGCCACUGCUGAGAAGCAAGCAAAGGGCUUCUUCAGCUACCGAGCUGAUAUCUUUGCUCAGAACUUUGUGCCCAACUGGCGUGGACCUGAGGGCUCCUUCUUUGGCUUGUUUUCCAUCUUCUUCCCAUCCGCAACCGGCAUCUUGGCUGGGGCCAACAUUUCAGGUGACCUGAAGGAUCCUGCUGUGGCCAUCCCCAAGGGCACCUUGAUGGCCAUCUUCUGGACCACGAUGUCCUACCUGGUGCUUUCUGCUACCAUUGGUGCCUGUGUGGUGCGAGAUGCCUCAGGCAGCCUGAACGACAGCGUGGCCGUGGGUUCUCCAGGCUGUGAGGGGCUGGCCUGCAGCUUCGGCUGGAACUUCACUGCCUGUGCCCAACAGCAGAGCUGCCGAUAUGGGCUCAGCAACUACUACCAGAGCAUGAGCAUGGUGUCUGGAUUUGGCCCCCUCAUUACAGCAGGAAUCUUUGGUGCUACCCUCUCCUCAGCAUUGGCCUGCCUUGUCUCAGCCCCCAAAGUCUUCCAGUGUCUCUGCAAGGACCAGCUCUAUCCUCUCAUUGGCUUCUUUGGGAAGGGCUAUGGGAGGAACAGCGAGCCCAUCCGUGGCUACAUGCUCACCUAUGUCAUUGCUGUUGGCUUCAUCCUCAUCGCCGAGCUCAAUGCCAUCGCCCCCAUCAUCUCCAACUUCUUCCUCUGCUCCUACGCCCUCAUCAACUUCAGCUGCUUCCACGCCUCCAUCACCAACUCCCCAGGCUGGCGACCCUCCUUUCGGUAUUACAGCAAGUGGGCUGCACUCUUUGGAGCUGCUGUCUCAGUGGUGAUCAUGUUCCUGCUGACCUGGUGGGCAGCCCUCAUUGCCUUCGGCAUCGUCAUCUUCCUCCUGGGAUAUGUCCUCUACAAAAAGCCAGAUGUCAACUGGGGCUCCUCCAUGCAAGCCAGCUCCUACAACAUGGCCCUCAACUACUCAGUGGGGCUGAGCGAAGUGGAUGAGCACAUCAAGAACUACAGACCACAGUGCCUGGUGCUGACUGGCCCACCCAACUUCCGCCCAGCACUGGUGGAUUUUGUGGGGACCUUCACCAAGAACCUCAGCCUGAUGCUCUGUGGCAACGUGCUGAUUGGCCCGCGGAAGCAGAAGAUGCCGGAGUCCCGGCUGAUGGCAGAUGGCCACACUAAGUGGCUAAUGAAGAGGAAGAUCAAGGCCUUCUACACAGAUGUGGUGGCUGAGGAUUUGAGAAGUGGUGUCCAAAUGCUCAUCCAGGCUGCUGGCCUCGGGAAGAUGAGACCUAACAUCUUAGUGCUGGGCUACAAGAGGAACUGGCGGACGGCAUCUCCCGAGAGCCUGGAGGACUACGUGGGCAUCCUGCACGACGCGUUCGAUUUCAAGUACGGCGUGUGUGUAAUGCGGAUGAAGGAAGGGCUGAACGUUUCCCGAGUGCUGCAGGCACAUGUUAACCCCACGUUUGAGGCAGCAGAGCACCCCGAGAAUGGCACUGGCAGCAGAGCAGCCCCAGGCACAGCAGCAGACCCCACCACCUUGGCCAGUGAGCAGCAGGCAAGCACCAUCUUCCAGAGCAAGCAGGGCAAGAAGACCAUUGACAUUUACUGGCUCUUUGAUGAUGGAGGUCUCACACUGCUCAUCCCCUACCUGCUGGGGCGCAAGAAGCGCUGGGGAAAGUGCAAAAUCCGGGUGUUUGUCGGCGGGCAGAUCAACAGGAUGGACGAGGAGAGGAAGGCGAUCGUCUCUCUACUGAGCAAGUUCCGCCUCGGCUUCCAUGAGGUCCACAUCCUCCCUGACAUCAACCAGAAACCCCGGCCAGAGCACAUCAAGAGAUUUGAUGAACUCAUCGCUCCCUUCAGGCUGAACGAUGGCUUCAAAGACGAGGCCACAGUGAAUGAGAUGAGACAGGGCUGUCCCUGGAAGAUUUCUGAUGAGGAGGUCGAUAAAAACAGGGCCAAGUCGCUCCGACAAGUGAGGCUGAAUGAGAUUUUGCGGGAUUACUCACGGGAUGCAGCACUUAUAGCCAUCACUCCGCCCAUCGGCAGGAAGGGCCGCUGCCCCAGCUCCCUCUACAUGGCCUGGCUGGAGACCCUCUCUCAGGACCUGAGACCCCCCAUCAUCCUCACACGAGGAAACCAAGAGAAUGUCUUGACCUUUUACUGCCAAUAAAACCUCCUGCAUUCCUGAUGA